Teleopsis dalmanni is the source of this 1143-nucleotide messenger RNA. Its product is annotated as odorant receptor 59a-like. The transcript has 2 exons. Gene Ontology annotation, cellular component: plasma membrane. Gene Ontology annotation, molecular function: olfactory receptor activity; odorant binding. The record is from RefSeq and is a predicted model, not a curated record. Bases 1 to 1143 code for a protein of 380 amino acids. Lineage: Eukaryota; Metazoa; Arthropoda; Insecta; Diptera; Diopsidae. Gene Ontology annotation, biological process: sensory perception of smell; detection of chemical stimulus involved in sensory perception of smell.
AUGGAGUCAGUAAGCAGUACAGAAUUUUUGAAACCUCUCUGGUCUUGUUGGAAAAUUUUAGGCGUUGCACGUCUUAAAGUAGAACAUAAGAGAGCAUAUCUCUUAUAUGGCAUACUAUUUAAUAUUGCUGUGACAAUUUACUAUCCGACGCAUUUAUUACUAUCAAUGUUCAGGAACCAAAGCUUAAGCAAUGAUAUUAAAAACUUUGGCAUCAGUAUUACUUGUGUAGCAUGCAGUCUAAAGAUCACAAUUUAUGCUAUAAAGUUGCAUCGCGUCCAAGAAAUGGAAGCUAUAUUACAGCAAUUGGACAAAAGAAUACAAAGUGCAGAUGAAAGAAAACAAUUUCAAACAUUGCGAAAUGAUAUGAGGAAUAUUGCAUACAGUUUCUUGAUAGUGUAUUUUCCCUGUAUUGUUACAGGUGCUAUUUCUGUGCUCUUCAAAGACGAAUGGAGUCUACUUUAUCCAGCUUGGUUUCCUUUUAACUGGCGUGAAUCCAUAAGUUAUUUUCUAUUGGCAAAUCUAUUUCAGAUUGUAGGCAUCAGUUUUCAGCUUUUACAAAAUUAUGUGGACGAUUGCUUUCCACCAAUGGCAUUGUGUUUAUUGUCAGGACAUAUUAAACUGUUAUCAAUGAGAGUUUCCAAGAUUGGUUACAAAAAUAAAGAAUUUGCAAAAAAUGAAGAAGAACUACGACUGUGCAUUUUGGAUCAGAAAAAUCUGUACAAAUUGUUCGAUAUUAUAAGCAAUAUCAUAUCAUUUCCGAUGUUUAUACAAUUUGCAGUUACUGCUACAAAUAUUUGUUUAGCUAUGGCAGCGGUGAUUUUUUACGUCGAAGAUCCAUUGGAUCGUCCAUAUUAUAUCACUUACUUUUUUGCAAUGCCAAUGCAAAUAUUUCCAACUUGCUAUUAUGGUAGUGAGUUUGAGUACCUUUUCGGGACAUUACAAUAUGCAGUGUUUAAGAGCAACUGGAUGGAUCAAUCCCCAAAAUAUAAGAAGCAUAUGAUACUUUUUACUGAGCGUUCGAUGAAACCCAUCAAAGCAGUUGCUGGAGGAAUGCUUCGCAUACAUUUGGAUACAUUCUUUUCCACUUGCAAAGGCGCUUAUUCCUUGUUUGCUGUUAUUAUUAGGUUAAAUAGUAAUAAUUAG